UUCAGUUUUGCCCCCAAAUCUUUUUUUUUUUUAAUAAGAAGCUGUAGAGACGAAGACGACGACGAAGACGAAGAAGAAGACAUUUAUUUUCUCAAUCCAAUGGCUCAAGCGGCAAGGUUAAGCAUGCGAAUGCACAAAGAGCUAAAGCUUCUCCUCUCCGAUCCACCACACGGCGCUUCGUUUCCACAUCUCUCUUCCGCCGCCGCUGGCUCCGGCGAUCUCUCUAAUUUCUCCACCAUCGAUGCUCAAAUCGAAGGUCCUGAAGAUACAGUAUAUGCUAAUGGAAUCUUCAACGUGAAGAUUCAAAUCCCUGAGAGAUAUCCAUUUCAGCCACCAAUUGUGGCCUUUGCUACUCCGAUUUAUCACCCUAACAUCGAUAACAGUGGCCGGAUUUGCCUUGACAUCCUAAAUCUCCCUCCCAAGGGUGCUUGGCAACCAUCCUUGAAUAUCUCAACAGUUUUGACUAGCAUAAGGUUGCUGCUUGGUGAACCGAAUCCGGAUGAUGGUUUGAUGUGUGAAGUAAGUAGGGAGUAUAAAUACAAUAGACAAACUUUUGAUUAUAAGGCAAGAGAGAUGACUGAUAAGUAUGCUAAGGUUAAGACUGAUGGAUGCAGCACCAGCUUCCAAGUUAAGAAUCAUGGAGAUGAGAAGGCUUGUGAAAUUGGAAAUAGUGUUUUUGCUGGUAAUGACGAUGGGAUUAAGCUGAAGUUGACGGCGGAAUCCUCCUUAGGUAUAGCACAUACAGUGAGUUGUGACACUGAAUCGAAAGAUCGACGAGAGGAUGGAAAUGGGAAAAGAAAAGCAGUGAUUGGUUUCGGUGAGGCAAACACAUUUGGUGAUGAUGGGAUAAAAACGAGCAGGAAGAAGUUAUCUCUUGCCUUGCCUCCUCAAUCUCAAAAGAAAGACUUGUGUGGUGAAGAAGAGCUCACAAAUGGAGUUUCAGCUGCUUAUAAAGAAAACAAGAAACCAAAUUCAAAUGGAAAGAAGCUUUCUCUGGGUGUUGUGAAGCAGCCAUGUAAGGAUACCUUGACGAGUUUGCAAACUUCUGCUGGAAAGAGUGACAACAAUAGACUAAGCCGAAAACUGUCAUUGAAACCACUUGCAGAGUUGAGUGAAGUUAGCAAAACCAAGGUAGUACUUGCGCACACUGAAACGGAACUGGAAAUGAAUCAAAAUGAAAAUGCAAGAAGUCGGCGAGGUGAGUUUGAGAACUCGGUCUUGGAAGAAACAGCAGUACUUGAAUCCAUUGUUGUUCUAGACAGUGAUGAUAGUGGAGAAGAAGAAAACAGUCUCUUCAAGGUCACGGUUAUCACAGGCAAGAGGAAGAAGAGGCCUCCAGUGUAGACCUUAAAAAGUAACGAAAACUGUUUUGUUGUUUUUUUAUGGGUGGAAUCAAAGCUUUCAGAUUAAUUUUUUCUUAAGCUUAUGGUUAUUACUUAUUAGUCUUGAAAUGUAAAUGGGAAUCUUGUUCUGUCUUUGAUAAAGUCUUUGAUAAACUC
Molecule: messenger RNA, 1499 nt
Organism: Camelina sativa (false flax)
Lineage: Eukaryota; Viridiplantae; Streptophyta; Magnoliopsida; Brassicales; Brassicaceae
Product: putative ubiquitin-conjugating enzyme E2 37
Source: RefSeq, a predicted model, not a curated record